Molecule: messenger RNA, 1266 nt
Organism: Pelmatolapia mariae (spotted tilapia)
Lineage: Eukaryota; Metazoa; Chordata; Actinopteri; Cichliformes; Cichlidae
Product: E3 ubiquitin-protein ligase TRIM39
Exons: 8
Coding region: 1-1266 (421 amino acids)
Biological process (GO): protein ubiquitination
Cellular component (GO): cytoplasm
Molecular function (GO): protein binding; ubiquitin protein ligase activity
Source: RefSeq, a predicted model, not a curated record
AUGCUGCUCUCUGGGGAGGACAGCAGUGCCACCCAGAGCAGUUCCAUCGGGGCUGUACGCUGGAACCUGCCCACCCAUGAUGAAAGCAGCCAGCCUCACAGCUCGGUCCCCAGCAGGCCCACCAACAGCCUCAAUAAACAGUCACAGCAACAAGCUCGCCAAAAUGGCCUGAAAGAUCUCCGCAGCCUGCAGGAGUGCGUGCAGUUUAUCCAGCAGUGGAAGGAACAGGUGGAUCAAGUGUGCAAGGAAGCUCUGGAUCCAGGAGAAGGCACCACGAAGGAAGCCCAGAGUUCACACGGGCGCGCCGAACGCAGUCUCGAGGAGAGCAGGAAGCUAAUCCUGCAGUGGGCCGAUGAGCUCCGCGAUGUUGACAGGCUCCUGAAGGAGACUCCCUGGGUAUCUGACAGUCAAGAACACGAAACUAAAGACAAGGAUGCCAAUGAGGUGGCACACAUGAGAAUCAUGGAGUGGGCAAAGGAGCUGCAGGAGGCGAGCGAGCGUUGUGGCGUUCAGAGCGAUGAGCUGGGUAAGGUGCUGCGUGUGCUGACUCUGAAGAAGAACCGGCUGGUCAGGCUGAUGCCUCUGUUGGAGUUUAUCACCUGGUCCCUGCUCAAGGAAGGAAGCACGAAAAUCGUCCCACAGUUGUGGCUCCUGGCAAAGCAAAAGUCCUGGGAAGCAGGAAUUCCUCGAUACAUCCCCAACUCAGUUUGGGGGUGGAUCCGCAGCGCAGCAGCUGAUGUGAUUCUUGACCCCAUGACCAACCACCCAUGGCUGCUGCUUUCAGAUGACCAGCGUAAAGUCCAGGAGUCCCCUGUAGUGUCAGAGCAGCCUCAAAGCUCCCAGCGCUUCAAUGACUGGCCCUGCGUGCUCAGCAGGGAGGGCUUCAGCAGUGGCCGCCAUUACUGGGAGGUGAACAUAGCCAAUAACGGUUACUGGCGCGUGGGCGUGACCACCGCUGACUCCGAGCGGCACGGGAAGUUCACCAUGUCGCCAAAGAAGGGCUACUGGGUGCUGUGGCGCAGCACGCACAAAUUCUACGCCUGCAGCAAGCCAGAAAAGGAGCUCCCCCUCAGCCUCGUGCCCAGGCGCAUGGGGGUCUACUUGGACUACGAAGAAGGGCAGAUCUCCUUCUACAACGCUGAAACCAAGUCCCACAUCUACACCUUCACUGGAACCUUUAGAGAGAAACUGUACCCUCUGUUCGCCCCAUUGGAUGGACGCACGCUCAUGACAAUCAUCCCGCCAAACAACAUCUCAGGGAUAUGA